Molecule: messenger RNA, 1116 nt
Organism: Zingiber officinale
Lineage: Eukaryota; Viridiplantae; Streptophyta; Magnoliopsida; Zingiberales; Zingiberaceae
Product: pentatricopeptide repeat-containing protein At3g13150-like
Exons: 1
Coding region: 1-1116 (371 amino acids)
Molecular function (GO): protein binding
Source: RefSeq, a predicted model, not a curated record
AUGGCAGGCGCUGCCUGCUCCUCUCUUCUUGUCCGCCGUCGUCCCGCCGACCUCUCUUCCAUCCUCCGAUCGGCCUUCCGCGCCUUCUCUGCUCAUGCCAACGCACCCGCCUCCACCGGUCUGGACACCAUCUGUGCCGUCCAAUGCGCCAUCCUCUCCGAAUCCGACCCCGACCGCAUCGCCGAUCUCUUCCAAUCCGCUGCGCACCUUCCCCACUUCUACGCUCGCGGUCACCGCCGCAUCUUCUUCCUCACUGUCGACAAGCUCGCCCGCGCCAACCGCCCUGACCUCGUCGACCGCCUUCUGUCCCCGCUCCUAUCCGACGUCAAGUGUCCCCAAAGCGAGGGUUUUAUCAUCCGCCUCAUCUCUCUCUACUCUUCUGCGGGCAUGCUCGAUCACGCCAAAGCCACCUUCAAUCGUAUCCCUCAUCUCCUUGGUCGGUCCGGCUCCGACAAAUCCCUAUCUGCCCUCCUUUUCGGUUACUACCGCAAUCGUCGGUUUGACCUCGUCAUCAAGACCUUUAACCAUGCACCAAAGCAGCUGGGCGUCGUUCCUGGAAUAGGCUCAUAUAAUGUCCUCCUUCAGACAUUGCGCCAAAAAAAUGAUCUUGAAACUGCACGCAAUGUGAUUGAUGGAAUGGCUGAGAAAGGAAUUACCCCGGAUAUCAUCUCUUUCAAUACUCUUUUGAGCGGCUACUUAAAAAAUGGAGAAGAUGAUCGAUUUGAUGAAAUUCUUGAGCAAAUCUCGAGUGCGGGAUUGGAGCCUAAUGUUGUUACCUGCAAUUGUAGGAUAUCCAAGUUCUGUCGAAAUUCAGAGACGUCCAAGGCACAGGAGUUACUGGAUCUGAUGGUUUCCAAGGGUAUCCACCCGAACUUCAUAACUUUUAGGACCAUAAUUAGUGGAUACUUGGCAGAAGGAGAUCGAUAUGCUGCAUUGGAGGUGCACAAGAGGAUGGAGGUCAUGAAGAGGACGAACGAGAGUAAGGGAGUGUCACCUAAUGCAUAUAUUAGUAAGUGCUUAAAUUGGCUUUAUUAUUGCAUGUUUGGUUCAAGUAUUCUUAUGUCUAGGAAUGAAUUUGGAACAAAUAUUUGUUCUCUUGGAAUUCUUGUUCCUUAA